Messenger RNA from Rotaria sp. Silwood2, 4011 nucleotides. The record is from the annotation of a GenBank genome assembly. Lineage: Eukaryota; Metazoa; Rotifera; Eurotatoria; Philodinida; Philodinidae.
GAAGUCUUUUGAAGUCUUUUGAAGUCUUGUGAAAAUAUGAAGUCACUGCGGCUGAAGUCUGUUGAAGUCUGUUGAAGUCUUUUGAAGUCUUGAAGUCUUGAAGUCCGCUGUUUCCCCCUUGUGCUAUUAUCUAUUUCUAUGCCAUCAAAAUUGCGCUACUUUUGGCGACCAAUCGCGACACUGGAAAAAAUCGGGAAUUAAUUGACAGUUUUUAAAUAGCGAAACAAAUCGUCGAUAAAUCACAAUUAAUCACUGACCUUUUGGAUAUUACAAUAAAUCGCGAUUGAUCGGUGAUUUUCCAACAAACUUCAACAGUAAAUAUUAUUAUACAAAAAAUUAAUAUUUUUCUUUAUUUUUUGUUCGUCUGAUCAUCUUAAUGAACGGUAACUAUUAUUUCAUAACAACAAAUAUUUCUUUUCUUUUAUUACCACCAUUUCACGGCAACAGGCUAAAACAUCCUUUAACAUAUGUUCUUCGGAAAAAAUGUUCCUGAGAAAUGGUGCCUAAAGGUAUGGUUCUCUGAAAAGAUAUCUUCCACCAUCAAAAUGUCCUUUCAGUGAAUGUGAACAGCACUUGAUGAUAUUAUGAUGCCGGGUAUGGUUGUAGAUUUGGAUAUGUGUAGAGUAGAGGCUUUGUCUUCGUCCACACUGACACCCUCAUCAUUAUGUUGUGCGAUUUCAUUCACUUAAAAGGUUUCCGCUUUGAUAUUUAAUAAAUUAAGAUAUAAGAAAAUUUAAUCGUAUUCUAAUAAAAUUUUCUUUCGUUCUUAUUGGAUUUAUUUCUAUACGAAAUGAACUAUGAAGAUAAACAAUUUAAAUGCCUGCCGAAGUAUUGUUGAAUAACAGCGUCAUCUACGUUUCAGUAGCAUUGUAUUAAAAAGACAACAAUUAAGGACGACGGAUAUUUUCAAACGAGAGAUCACUUCUCAAGAAAAUUUUCCAUUUCAAAAUCUCAAUAACAAAAUGGUCAGCAAGCAUUGUUUAUUUUAAAAAGUUGCAUUGGUUACUGUGUAUCGGAAGCAAGAAAUCAUCUCUUUCUCUUUUCAUGAGAAAUAUAUAUGAGCAUGUUGGUGAGUGAUUGGGGGGGGGGGGGGGGCAUGUUGACAUAUAGUGACAGUUAUAGAUUCAAAUAUUACGGCCAGGUUUGAUCAUCAUAAAUAUUAAAUAAUUGUGAUUUUCUAUAAAAAUCAGAAAAAUGAUUAGGAGAAUUGCCAAUCUAGGUAAUUAGUUGUGAGAAAUUCGCCAGUUUUUGCGCGAUUUUCAUGAUAUGGUUGGUAAUUUCUUUGCACUGCGUUUUCAUAACGAUAUCUGGGUUUAUCUCGUGUUUGAUUCUUAGUAAAUAAAUAAUAAAGGUCGGCGGUAGAUUUUUACAAUUGGCGUCGUAAAUCUAAUGAUUUAUUAUAUUUAAGAAGAUGCUAAUGAAUAGGAACGAGAACAGCUAUAUAUCACUCAUUUAAAUCCGAUCUGAUUUUGUCGGAUCUCUUAAGUUUGCGUCGCAGGAUCCGAUAAGAUCAUUUCUCAGUUAAAUGUUUCUCUGAUUCUGGGUCACUGGAUUAUGGACUCAACCCGAUAGACUCCGAUCAAAUUCAAUAGUCGAAUUUCUUCACCUGGGUUGUCUUCAAGACUUCUCCAGAAAGUUUUUUUUAAAUAAAAGUUACAUAUUAAAAGUUACUGAGUAUGAAGAUUUCGUCCUGUUCUGUUGUGCUUUAUUGAAGCAUACGAAUUCAGCAAAUGUGUCUGCUUUUCUCAGUAUUAGAUGAGAUGAAGGUUACUCUGUUUUGUUUACAUCUCCAUAAUAAUCAAUCUUUUACUAUUAUUUGUUUCUUAGAAAAAAACAAAAAAGAAAAAGUUACAGGCAGGUAAAUGGAAACUUCAACGAGAAAGUAACCGAUCAAUUAAAAAAGAAAAAGCAAAAAGUUUAAAAAUAGUCAAAAUAAUUGAUUGAAAGCUUGAAAAUAAAAUAUUACUUAAACAAUUCUUAGGUAUAUAGAACAGAGAAGAAAAGAGAAAAUUUGAUUUUUGAGACAAUGAAAAUAUCAAUAUUUAAAAAAAAAAGAUAUCGUUGUUCUUUUUUAUUGAUAACGGAAUAAUUUUUCUCCUGCAAUGACUGGUUACAUAUGAACAUAUAUGCUUCAAUCCCGAUUCUACACGCAACGUACGCAUGUCUUUGCUAAAUUGAAAAUAUGAGUUUUUGUUAUUAAAAGACGUGCUGACUCAAUCGUUGCUAUCCCACUUGCACAUCUUUUCGUUGGUUUAUGUUGACACAUUUAGUCAUGCGGUAAUCAAGGGAAGCUUCUCCGUAUGUCAUUAAUAGUGGAAAAGAAAUCAAAAUGACGUAUAUACAUGUCUCAACCUUUUUUUGUUCUUCCUUUCAAAUGGCGUAUAAAAGCAACAAGAUGAAUUUUUCCCUUCUAUUUUUAUUCUCACAAACAAAGGGUAUCGAAGAAAUAAUUGUACAUCGCAUCAUUACCAAGAAUGACUAUUCUUCUUGAUAAGUUUGAGUAAGUGAAAUUUAUUCUGUAUUCAAGUAAAAUAAGAUUGAGAAGAUUGAUUAACGUUAGACACCUUCUUUUUUAGUCUAGUACAAUUCAGCGGAUUUCUUCAAUACUUUGUGGGCUCUGAAAAAAAUUUCACUACAGAAUUCACAACAGUAGAAAUGGAAUGUCUAUUGAUGUAAUGUUAGAUAUCUCGACUAAUUGUUGUACCUGAUACCGUCAUAUAAAAGUAGCCGAUUUUGACACCUUUCUUGAUAAUACAGGUAAUCGCGAUCGUAAUAAAAGCUUUUCUCUUGAGUUAUGGUUGAUAAACCGGUUGGUUGUAGAAAGGAAAACUGAUGAAAAAAUCAAUGCCACCAGAAUGAAGCGUGCAGGGUGCGGGUGUUAGUUGUAGUGCGGACGUGGGCACACCCAUACCCUUGUUAACAGUGUUAGACGAUUGUAGAUCUAGGUAUAUUGUUUAAAUAGGUUUCUUCCAUAACAUAUAGAAACUUUGAGUUAUUUUGUAAUCCAUUUGCGUCACGAACUCGGGAUAUCGAUAUUGGUGAAAAGAAGACUAAAACUCACAUCCCCAUGCCACAUCUUACACCUCCACACUCAGGAUGGGAAAACUUUCUACUUUUUUUGGAUACGACUGAGGAAAAAAAUGAUUUUGAUAUAUUCAAGGGAAUCUUUUUCAUUCUAGCUCGUUAAUAAUAUCUCCUGAAGAGAUUAAAGCAAAAGAUCUUCUCAAACAUGGCAAAGUUGAUCAAGCUAUUGCAAUCUAUCAGUGUUUGGAAUAUGAAUCAGCUCGAGUACUCAUGAUAAUUGGUAUAUUAUAUACUGAAAAGAAAGGUGAUUAUCAUACUGCAAUAAUAUAUUAUAGCAAAGCACUCAGAAUUCAAGAAAAGAAUGGUGAUGAUAUCAGUAACACUCUGACUGAACUUGGUAUUGCUUAUCAAAAUCUUCAUGAAUUUGAUUUAGCUUUAAAUUAUCAUUCUCGUGCUCUCUGUAUACGAAAAUUGGCUCAUACUACCAAUCAAACAUUAGUCGCCAGUAAUCUUAUUGGAAUAGCAAAUGCUUAUUGGGGUAAACAUAAUUUAACUGAAGCACUUAAUUAUGCUCAACAAGCAGUAGCUUUGAAUGAAUCGAUUGAAACUGGAAAUGAAUUGAACUUGUCAACAAAUUUAGCUAUACUAGCUAAUAUUUAUCAUAGCUGUGGCAAUGAUCAAGAAGCACUUGAAUUAGCUACACGAGCCUUAGCUCUUCUUGAACGUUGUGUACCAUCUGAUUCUCCUGUAGUCGCCUCAUUCUUGAACAAUUUAGGAACAAUUCAGAUCGGUGUAGGAUUAUUCUCUGAUGCUCAAUUAAGUUUUGCCAGAGCAUUGACUAUUUGUGAAAAAUGUCUUCCAAAAGGACAUCCAAACCGAGUGGUAAUGGAAAGUAAUAUUGAACGAAUAACUAAAAUGGAACAAAACAAUCAUCAAAACCUAUUUUCUCGUUUAUGGAAGCUUUCAAUAAAGACUUUACUUUCAUAG